Molecule: messenger RNA, 1731 nt
Organism: Rana temporaria (common frog)
Lineage: Eukaryota; Metazoa; Chordata; Amphibia; Anura; Ranidae
Product: putative nuclease HARBI1
Exons: 2
Coding region: 464-1687 (407 amino acids)
Source: RefSeq, a predicted model, not a curated record
GAAACUCGACGGGCGAAACACAUCGAGUUCCUCGUCGAGUUCCUUGUUGGACUUGUUCCGAGGCUCGACGGGCUUGCUGUGCGUACACACGUAAUAGACAACAAUUUACUCGUUCUCCAGCGUGGUGACGCUCACCACGUACGACGGCACUAUAAAUGGGAGGUUUGAAUUCUUUGGCGCCACCCUUGGGGCUGCUUUUGCUGAUAUCGUGUUUCCGCGUGUUAGUAAAAGUUUGGUGAGUGACGAUUCGCGUUUUUCAUUCGUCGUGCUUUCAUAUCGUUUUCUGCCGUUCAGUUUGUGCUUGUGGGAUCGUAGCUUGUUUAUCGGGACGUGCGGUCAGGUCGUAUUGUUUUACAUUGCGGUUCUGUGCGCUCGUUUAAGAUUUUCACUGCGUUCUUCCUAGCACUUGCUGUUCUUCAGUGCGGUCUGAUUGUGCGGUCUGAUUACACGGUCGUUUCUAGCCAUGUUGCAGGCACCUGAUCGUCGUAGGCGACUUCGUGCUAUGCAAAUGUAUGGUUCAGGUCUUGUUGCUUUAGACCUAGACCCAGCCAUGAACAGGGUGAGGAGGAGUUCAUGGACCAAGAAUUGGUUGCUCCGUAGGAACCAAUUCUGUCAUAUGCCUCUGCUGCGGGAGAUCCAGGAAAAUAAUCCUGUAGAUUACAGGAAUUUUCGGAGGAUGUCUGAUCCUGUCUUUCAGCAGCUGUUGGCUUUGGUGUCGCCUUAUAUUACCAGGCAGGACACUGUUAUGCGGGAAGCCAUCAGCGCUGAACAGAGGCUAGUUGCCACCUUACGGUAUCUGGCAACUGGGAGAAGCUUGCAGGACUUAAAGUUCUCGACGGGCAUCUCCCCCCAGGCUCUGGGCCUCAUAAUCCCAGAUACCUGUUCUGCCAUCAUCCAGGUUCUGCAGGAUGACUAUAUGAGGCUUCCGUCCACGCCACAGGAAUGGCAGACUGUGGCAGCGGAGUUUGAGACGCGUUGGAACUUCCCCAACUGCGGGGGAGCCAUCGACGGAAAGCACGUCCGCAUCGUGCCUCCACCCCGUUCUGGUUCUGAGUUCUACAAUUAUAAGGGGUUCAACAGUAUUGUGCUGAUGGCGGUGGUGUCAGCACAGUACGAAUUUCUGUACGUUGAUGUGGGCAAGAACGGCCGGAUGUCGGAUGGGGGAGCUUUCAGGCAGACUGAGUUCGGGGAACGACUCCAAGACGAAGAUCUUGCAUUGCCACCGGAUGCGGACAACGUGGAAGGACUCCCCUUCGUCUUCUUGGCUGAUGAAGCUUUUGGCCUGGGACCCCAUCUAAUGAGGCCAUUCCCCCAGCGCACCCUCACCCCAGAGAGGAGUGUUUUUAAUUACCGGCUGGCCAGAGCCCGGAGGGUGGUGGAGAAUGCCUUCGGGAUAAUGGCCAGCCGGUUCCGCCUGUUCCUAACCUCGAUCCAUAUGGCGGAGUACAAAUGGAACUAUAUCGUAUUUGCAUGCUGCAUUUUACAUAAUUUUUUGAGACGAAAUUCCACAAACUAUAUGGCCAUGGUUGGGCCUGAGGCUGGACUUAACAAUCCCGAGCAAAUCUUGCCGGGCCUGGAACCUGCCCGUACUGGCUUGCCCCCCCAAAGUGGCCGUGCAGUCCGUGACCAAUAUAUGGAGUAUUUUAUGGGUAGGGGGGCCAUUCCCUCACAAGCCAAUUUGGCUUAGCUUUGUUUUAUCACAUUAUAAAUCAGUGUACCCAAAAAUUUAAA